This is a messenger RNA of Entamoeba invadens IP1, 5193 nucleotides long. RefSeq names its product protein serine/threonine kinase, putative. Gene Ontology annotation, molecular function: ATP binding; protein kinase activity. The record is from RefSeq and is a predicted model, not a curated record. Gene Ontology annotation, biological process: protein phosphorylation. The transcript has a single exon. Lineage: Eukaryota; Evosea; Mastigamoebida; Endamoebidae. The coding region runs from base 1 to 5193 and encodes 1730 amino acids.
AUGGUUCAGCUUGUCCUAGUCAUUUUGGUUAUAUUGCAAGUCAUAUUUGUGAGUGCAGAGACUCAUAUGGCUUGGUGUGAUACUGAUACUAAUGGUACAAUGGUCUAUAUGGAAGACCCCCAGUGGACAUGUGUGUAUGAUAUAUACAACACUGAUUUUAAUAAUGUGACUUUCAGAGGCUUUGAAAUAUAUAGGGAGAACAAUAUCGACUAUUUCUGGGUCUAUUAUGAUUGUUGCUCGAUUAAUGACAAAGAGGUGUGGAAAAACCACUUUGCCGUGAUAGAUAACGUCACUGAAAUACCAAAACAACUGGGGUUCAAGUUUAGAGGAACUCCGAGUAAAAGAGGGUACCACAAUGUGGACAUCGAUGAAUAUAGUGAUACAGUCGACUGGCGUAUUUUGACCGACAAUAUCAUCGAACACUCCAGUAUUAACUUGAUUGGAAGCGCUUCAUCAUAUGAACAUCCAUAUCACUUGACUGGCUACACUUAUAUGUUCAACGUGACUGCUCCUAUGGAGACUCCGAUGAAAUAUUUGAACAUGGAUUUCUAUUGGGGAUAUUCCCCUUUUGUGAACUGCUCUGGUAACUUAAAUAUAACUCUUGUUAAUGAAGAAGACAGAGAUGACUGCCAAUUCAGAUAUGUCUCUGACACUAAUAUUAUCAAUCAUAACUCGAGUAACCAUAACUUGUAUGUGAAGCCCGUUUGUGAGUAUACCAAGGGUUUAAAGAGAAUGGCUAUUUGCUCAAAAUACACUGCAAAUGAUUACCAAGACUGCAGUUGCUCGUACAAAGAUUAUCAAUACGAAAAUAGAGCGAUAGACUGCACUUAUAUGUCACAGUACUUAACCUUCAAAAUUCAACCCUUCCAAGAAACAAUCCCAUUCGAAACGUUUUGGAAUACUUUGGACACCACGGGCGUCGCUACACAACUGACGAUCCCAAAGGAAAAGAAUAUGACAUUUGUUGGGGAAGUGGUACUCCCCCAAUACUCUUUACAAGUCACAGGCAAAAUCGUAUUCAAUAACUCACUGACUGUCAGAUACAGUAAUGUCUUCCACUACUUCGACUCUCUCGAUGUUAAUAAAAUCAUUGUGGAAGAUACUGUUGAUGAAAAGGAAGUGCUUUUUGUGGGGAAGUGCACUGGUACAAACUGUGCGACAGUGUUAGAGGAUGCGCGGAUAUCAAGUUCAUUGUGUGGAGGUUCAACACUCCGAUUUUAUAAGUCGAGUGGUGCCGUUGAGUGCAAGUGUGAGCAGAAGGACUCGACUGUUUUGUAUCAAUCGGACUGUAUGGUACUUUCAAAACAGCGGUCGAACAAGUACGACUUGUUUUUGACACAAAAGGAAUUCAGCUUUGAUGACGACACACAUUACUUCCAAAGUUUGAACUUGACAAAAGACGUGAAAAGUGUCAACUUUAAAAAUACUGUCAUCGAAGGUACUUGUGACUUCUCUGCUGUCACCGACCUGUUACUCUUCGGGCAUUUAAGUUGUGAGAAAGUGUUAAUUGGCGCGUCGACAAGAGUCGUUGGAAAUACUGGGAGUUCAUUUAGAAGUUACAACUUUGAAGUGAUUGGAGUGGUCGAUAACUUAAAUACAAAUGCAGUGUUUUCCAUGGGUGAAGGGGAAUUUGUUUCUGAUGGGUCGUUAUCAUUAGUGAUGACCGAUGUACGAGCAACUCAACAGUGUUUCGAAUUGAGUUCUUCGAAGAAAGGAAUGAACUCUGCAAUGACUGGUACAAUAGGAGGGACUGAUUAUCAACUGAUUAACUUCAAUAAUGAUGUGAGGGUAUGUCCAAGUUCGUUAAUUAACAAUCGCAUAGAAUGUGUGUUCAAAGAUUCUGAAUAUAAUGGAUUUAAGUAUGACCAAUGCCCAUGCUCAGGAGAGACCUGUACAUUCACAAUGGACCCAUCUCUUUCACAAAUACACUUCAAGCAAGAUGAAAGUUUCAGUGGGAUGUUGUUACUCAAUGCAGACGUUUCAUUCACUUCGCCAAGUCUAUUUUUCAAUACAAUUGAAAUACGGAAAGACAAAUUGUUGAUUAAAAUGAGCGGCGACCUUACAACAAGCUUCACAAACAUUUCAAGUGUUAACCAUUUCAUGCUGCAGACGGAUGGCAAUUUGCAUAUUAAGACAAUACCAAAAGUUUCUAUAUACACAACAAACUCGGGCUCUUUUGCUAUUUCUGGAGAUAAUGUCGUGUUAUAUAUCGACUCUACUGGGACCAAUGAAUUGAGUUUGUCUUCUCCAAAUAUGCUUGUGAUGGCAAGGUAUGGCUUCAACGAAAAUGAUGACGGCACCUUUGUAAUUACAAAAGAUGGAGAGUACCGUAGUGCUGUUAUUAAAAAUUCAGUUGUCACAAAUUUGAUGUGUUCUCUGAGUGCAGCGGGGAAGUCUUGUCAUAGUGACAGUGUUGUUCAUUGUAGUCUUUACAACAUGUUAAAUACAUGUUCCGAGUGUGAGGAAGGGUAUACUCUUAAAAAGAAUAAUAACAAAUUUGAGUGCAUAGUCAUCUCAGAGAGUCACUGCACUCGGUUGAGUAACAAUUCGAAGUGCAUUUCAUGUGGAAGUGGAUUCUAUCUUGAUGCUAACACAUUAAAAUGCUCUGAUGACAUUUCUGGAUGUUCGUUUUAUAAGAACAAUUGGUGUAGAAGAACGAAAACAAGUGAUCCAGCCAUGUACUUUAAAGGAAGUAAAACAACUGAAAAGUGUGACACAAAUUGUGUUCAAUGUUUUGGAGCAAAGUGCUCUAUAUGUAAAAACAAUUAUUAUUUAAAUUCGAUCAGUAAAUGUGAGUUACUAAGCACUUUAAAUUAUGACGUUGUUGCGAACAAUCACUUGAUAACUUGUGCUGAACACUACUUUUUAAGUGACACUGGGACAUGCCUCAACUGUAACACUAAAUAUGGAAACUGUGCGAAGUGUGACAACACACAAUGCUUCCAAUGUGACGUUGAUAAUAUUCUUCACAACUCCGAAUGUGUUUCGAAGACUUCUACACAAUGUGGUGCGGAUAAAAACUCGGUUUGUUUCCUAUGUGACCCACUGUAUUACAAUCGCUUUGGCUGUAUUCCUUGCCCUAAUAAUUGUAACUCUUGUAAUGAACAUGGAGAGUGUCUUUCAUGUAAAAAUGCGUACUACUUAUCCGAAGGAAUGUGUGAGAAAACAAUCAACGAAUCGAAUGCAGACUCUCUCUCUUCCAUCUUCAUGUCUUGUGACAAUUUUGUGAACGGGAAUUGCCUCAGGUGCAAAGUAGGGUUCUAUUUAGAAGAUGGAAAUUGCGAGAGAUGUGUAAAAACGUGUUACACAUGUUCUCAAGAGGCGUCCAAUUGUACUUCAUGUAAAGGUGAGAACGUCAACUUGGUGGGAAGUGAUUGUGUCACAUACGACGCGACGUCUAAUCCGUGUUCUGCUUCUAACCCAACGAAUACAGGAUGCUCUAUUUGUAAAAUUGGGUAUUACAGAAAAGGUACAAAUUGUUAUCAAUGUCCAGAACAUGUUGUUGAGUGUCAAAGUGACAUCUUACCUAUCAAGUGCGACAGUGACUCUUUCUUGUAUCAAAAUUCAAAAUGUGUUGCGUUCACUUCACUUGAUAACUGUUACCAAGCAGACACCACUGGAUGUGUAAAGUGUUACUUUGGAUACACUGUAGUCGACUCGUAUUGUAAACCAUGUGGCGCCAAUUGUUUGUAUUGCACUACACCUGAUGUCUGUUCCUUGUGUAAAGAAGGUCUUGUUGUAGAGAGUGGAGUCUGUGUGAGUUAUCAGAAAGUGUCACAUUGUAAAGAGAGUGAUGGAAAUUCGUGUACCAAGUGUACACGUGGGUAUACUCUAUCGAGUGGGGUGUGUCAGAAGCAGUCUUUGUGGUAUGUAUACCUUAUAAUAGCUAUAAUAGUAUUAGGUAUCAUAUGUUUAGUAGUAUUGAUAGUUGCGUAUUAUAUUGUCAAUAAGAAGGUGAAAGUGAAGAGAGAGAACAUAUCCCGCAUCAAAGAGUUGAAAGACAAAAUUGAUUUGGUGUUUGCCACGGACUUUCUUGUGUGCGACCACCCCAAUUUUGAGUUUUAUGACGAAGAAGAACUUAAAGUUGGUGAAACAAAGAAGUUCUCUAUUAUCAUUGGAAAUGUUGGGAAGGACAAAAUCAGAAUAUCGCCGUCUGUUGUCGAGAAUGUGAAGUAUGAACUCGCUGUGGAACCUUACUUAGUGAUUCUCAAACAUGGGGAUUAUACCACUUUUAACAUAGAAAUUAAGCCGUUGUGUUCAACUACAAUCAACGACUCGAUUGCAUUCAACGUUUUACACUUCAGAAAUGAUAAAGAAGAAAUCUUUUCAGUCAACUUGGAAGGGUCCACAAACAUCACAAACAAUUUGGACUACGACCAACUCGACAUCAAGCGGAAAGUAGGCGAAGGUUCAUUUGGAGUUGUUUAUAACGGAUACUUAAAAGGGGAGGAAGUUGCUAUAAAAGUACUCAAAGAAGACUCAGUGACUGAUGAGAAGCUUGAGGAGUUCCACAAGGAAGUUUCUAUGUUGGACAAAUUUAGAAGUCCCUUCAUUGUUCACUUCUUUGGAGCCGUCUUCAUACCGGGGAAGAUGUGUAUGGUCACCGAAUUUGCAAAAUACGGCAGUUUGCAGCAUCUCAUCUUUAACACAAAGACUCGGAAAGUCCCACGUGAAGCAGUUCGAAUCAAAAUAUGCCACGACUUCGCUCGGGCUUUGUUGUACUUGCACUCCAAUGGGAUUUUACACAGAGACAUUAAACCAGACAAUGUCUUAGUCUUCUCUCUCGAUAAGAACAUUCCAGUCUUCGCUAAACUGACCGACUUCGGGUCAUCGAGAAAUUUGAAUAUGUUAAUGACUAAUAUGACAUUCACUAAAGGUAUCGGUACACCCGCAUAUAUGUCUCCUGAAGUCUUGGAACAGACUAGAUAUAAGACACCAGCAGAUGUAUACUCAUUUGGUGUCACUAUGUAUGAAACAGUGUCUUGGUCGCAUGCCUUCAAAAAAGAGGACUUUGGCUUCCCGUGGGAAAUCGCACAAUUCGUGACUGAAGGAAAACGCCCGUUACAAAACAAGUUAAUCAGUGAUGGGGCUUUUGAAGUCAUUACCGAGUGUUGGGGGCAAAAUCCACAAAACAGGCCGAGAAUGGAGGAUGUCUGCAAGAAAUUGAGUAAGCUCAACACUGUUUAUGACUAA